Apis dorsata (giant honeybee) is the source of this 345-nucleotide messenger RNA. RefSeq lists its product as uncharacterized. The annotation marks the transcript as partial. The transcript is spliced from 2 exons. Lineage: Eukaryota; Metazoa; Arthropoda; Insecta; Hymenoptera; Apidae. The record is from RefSeq and is a predicted model, not a curated record.
GUGACGGCGGCCACGGGCACUCUCCCGUUACCGCGACGAGCCACGGUAAAAUUGGCCGAUUAUCAUUGCAACAGCGAGCCAGGCAAAUGCCCGGAGGAAUUCUUACGAUUGGACAGCCAGAGGCCGGACUAUUUGGCCCUUCACGGUCAAGAUUUCGAAUCCGUAGGAAGCAGCGCUUGCACCUCGCCUCACAGUAUCCCGGAAUCGUAUUCGCCGCCCUCGAUCCCCGCCACCGGCGUUCCAGGAUGCGGUCGGGAAGAGAACCUCCUCCAAACAUUCUUCGGGGCGCAACAAUUACGGGAAACCUCCUUUCCUCCCUCGAUCCAACGCCAUAGUGGACAGUGA